AUGGUUUUCUGUGCUUAUAGGAUGCUUAUCCUCAUUCUCUGUAUUGGGUUCUUAGUUGUUCAACCUGGAAAGGUUUCUGGCAUGGCAAGCAUUGACCAUGUCCUCAGAUGGGAGAAACAAGAACAGGGGCCAGUGCAGAACUCGCGUGUUCUUAAGGCUGUCAUGGAGGAGCUGAACACCAAGAAGAAUUUGGCACCUGCAGCACCUGCAACUCCAAAAUUUGAUUCCAACAGGUCAAGCAAAAGAGGAGUUCGAAGAGGAUCAGAUCCCAUCCACAACAGGAGUUAA
This is a messenger RNA of Macadamia integrifolia, 288 nucleotides long. Its product is annotated as CLAVATA3/ESR (CLE)-related protein 45. The transcript has a single exon. Lineage: Eukaryota; Viridiplantae; Streptophyta; Magnoliopsida; Proteales; Proteaceae. The record is from RefSeq and is a predicted model, not a curated record. The coding region runs from base 1 to 288 and encodes 95 amino acids.